CCCUGCAGAGGGCUUCCUGCUGCAGGUGGAGCUGGACUGCCCCCUCUCAGCCGAGGGCCGCCUGCUGGGCGCCAACUGGACGCUGGCCUUCAACAAGAUGUGCUUCAUCUACUACAACCAUGUCUACCAGGAGUUCCUCCCCUGCGGCCUGGGCGAGUCCCGGGACUGGAACCAGGUCGCCGCCACCCUCGCAGACGACUUCAGCCAGCAGUUCCCUACCUGGGGCCGGGCCUUGUGGGACCUCUGCCAGGAGCAGAUGCCGCAACCCCUCUGGGCCACCACUGGCGGCCGGCGCACACCCCCCAACGUCCGCAUCUUCCCCAUCACCCCUCAGAACACGCCAGCGCCCGUCAUGCUGACCUGUGAGGUGUGGGGCUUCUACCCGGCAGACGUGGCCGUCACUUGGCUGCGGAACGGGAUGUUUGUGAAGAACAGCUCCGGCGUGGCGGUGGUCUCGAACGGGGACUGGACCUACCAGACGCGGCUGAGCCUGCCCGUCUACCCCCAGAGUGGGGAGACCUACACCUGCCAGGUGGACCACGCCAGCCUUCUGCAGCCCCUGGCCCAGGACUGGGAGCCAGGCCUGACCCCGGAGCUCAAGGUGAAGGUGGGGGCCUCCGGCGCAGUGCUGGGGGUGGGCCUCAUCUUCCUCAUCACUGGCCUCGUCUGCUGGAAAAAGCGGGUGCCGGAAGGUUAUGUUCCCAUCGAUGGCGACAACUACCCCCCAGUCGACUCCUAGAUCCGCAGAGGCCAUCCGAUCCCAAACGCCUGCCUGACCUCGACAGGAGGCCCUGCUCCUGGACUUCCAGCCGCGCCUCGGCCACCAACACGGGAUUGCGGCACGGGGGCGGGGGGCUCACGGUCUGGGGCAGAAAUACGCCAGCUGCCCCCGCCCCCCGCCCGGCCGGCAUUGCUUCCAGAGGUGAAGAUGGGGGCCCCCCACCCAUGGGUCCUCAAAUGCUCCCCUGCCUCUGAUUUUGGGGGGAGGGCAUCAAACGCCCCGUGCCCUGCUAUUCCAGAUGUGCCUGCCUAAGUGUUGAAGAGCUGUUUUUCUUUUCUUUAAAAAAAAUAACCCAAAGAAAACUGCCGCACCUGUCUUGAAACGACAAUAAAACGUUUCCGGCUCUCAUCCUAAA
Messenger RNA from Gekko japonicus, 1136 nucleotides. RefSeq names its product class II histocompatibility antigen, M beta 1 chain. Gene Ontology annotation, molecular function: MHC class II protein complex binding. The record is from RefSeq and is a predicted model, not a curated record. The transcript is spliced from 5 exons. Gene Ontology annotation, cellular component: MHC class II protein complex. Gene Ontology annotation, biological process: positive regulation of T cell activation; peptide antigen assembly with MHC class II protein complex; antigen processing and presentation of exogenous peptide antigen via MHC class II. The coding region runs from base 98 to 739 and encodes 213 amino acids. NCBI's taxonomy places the organism in Eukaryota, Metazoa, Chordata, Lepidosauria, Squamata, Gekkonidae.